Molecule: messenger RNA, 2328 nt
Organism: Lachancea nothofagi CBS 11611
Lineage: Eukaryota; Fungi; Ascomycota; Saccharomycetes; Saccharomycetales; Saccharomycetaceae
Source: the annotation of a GenBank genome assembly
AUGUCUAUAGAACCUUCUACACCUGAUUUAGAACAGCAGCCAUCCGUGGUGCACACGCCAACCACGGCCGCAAAGGACGAGCUUUUGUCGCCCGGGUUCAGCGACAGCAUUGCGCAGUUUUUGCCCACGGAAGUCUCGGAGUCUGACGAAGAGGAGGAAGAAGAAGAAGAGGAGGAGGAGGAGGAGGAGGAUCAAGGGAAUGCGGUUUUCGCGCUCCAGAGCCACGAAGAAGACGACGACGACCAUGCCGACAACUCUGAGCCUCCUGUCGGAGAAACCCACGACGUCACCCCAAUGUCACCCGUGGGUAUUGAUGAUGAUGGCGCGCAGAGCUGCGGAAACGAGCUUGCGAGCCGUGCGGCCAUUUCCAAAAAUACGGUCGUGAGCGCAUCUGGUAAAUUUCGGGGCCGGCCCUCGUCUUGCGUGUUUGUUGCCAGUCUUGCCGCCUCGCUCACCGAUGAUGAAUUGUGCCUUUCCGUAACAGAAAAUUUCAAAAAAUUCGGUCAAUUGACCAUGGUUAAAGUAUUACGAGACCCUGCCAACCGGCCGUAUGCUUUCGUACAGUAUACAACCGACGCCGACGCCAAGAAAGCUUUGAACAAUGCACAGGGAACUACUCUCAACGGCAGAACCAUUCGUUGUGAGCCUGCGCGUGUCAACCGCACCUUGUUUUUGUGUCAUAAAGGAAGGUUUUCGAAUACCACAUCCAGCGUACCGGUUUCAGCCGCGGUGGUCAACCAACUUAUGAGCAAGUUUGGAGAAUUGGAACAGUUGGUUGCUUGUAGAGACCAAUACUCCCACAAAAAAAAUUAUUUCCAGUCCGCCUCCAAUAGAAGCAAUGCGUGGUUCAUUCAAUUUGCAUUCCGUGAUGAUGCCAUUCGUGCUUUUGCCAAUCUCAAGACUGAUUUUAAUUGGAUUGUCGAAUGGGCUCAGAAUAUCGAAGCUCCAACGCACAUGAACAUGUUGAAUUACGGUAAAGAUUUAACAAUUCCUGAAGAAACUGAAGCUUCAGAAAACGGAAUUCAAGAGCCUCACACGCUAGAUUUGAAUGGCGCAGAGUACAGUGGCAAUAAUAGCGAUGUCAUCAUUGACCAAAAAUCUGUAUUUGUAGGCCAAUUAGAUCCUAUGGCUACAGAAGAGAAAUUAAUCGAAAGGUUUUCCAGACAUGGUUCGGUUGUUGACGUCAACUUGCUGGUCAAGCCUAAUAAUAUCUUCGCAUUCAUCAAGUUUGAUACCGAAGAAGCCGCCGCUGCAGCUUUAGAAAUGGAAAAUCACGCAAUUUUCUUGAACAAAACCAUGCAUGUUCAAUAUCGCGAAGUCGGUGGUCUCAAAAAAUACAAGCGCAAUGGGAACAGUCAUGGUAAUAGAAAUAAUAAUAAUAAUAAUAGCAUUGGUCACCUUGGGAAUAUCAACUCAUUCCAGCAUAACAACCACAACCACAACAACCACAACAAUGGCAAUGUCCGAUUUUAUGCCAAUCACCACGGCAAUACAUCGGCACAUGGUAAUACGUCUCGUUACAACAAUGACUACAAUUCGGGUAAUUACAAUGCGUCAUACCAGCCGCCUCGCUUGAACUUGGCACCACCUCCUAUUAAUGUCGGUAAAAGGAGGUCUAGCACUGGUUCAACACCAUCAUAUUCAAACUACCCUCCUCCAAUUCCUGAAUUUCAGGUAUUCACCCAACAGCAGCAAGGUCAUAUCCCUUUGAUGUCAGGGCCCAAAAAGUACAAGUCUAGUUCAAGGCGUAGAAGUAUUGAGAUUACUAAAUCUAAUGAUGAUUCCAGUAACUCUAAUAGCAAUGAAAAAGUCGAAAUUUCAGCUGCCCAUGAAGCCGGUAAUACAACAAGUCAUUCUAUUGCCACAGAUGCAACUUCCGAAGGAACUGAAUCCGCAGGCAAUAACGAUGCUUCCACCAAUGCAAGUACUUCUCACUAUACUACUUCCGCUGGCGGAAUUAAUUACAAGAAAAGGCUUGACGAAUACAAGAAAAGAGGAAACUACCCAACCUUCGACCCUUACUACUACCCUCCUUAUUAUUACCCCAUGGAGUUUACAGGUCAUACGACUCCCCUCAAUUCUUCAGGAAGCCCUUCACACUCCGGUAAUAAUGCUACUCAUCCAUGUUUCAUGUAUUAUCCUGUACCGCCAAGCAAUGGUAUGGAGUUUGCCGAAAUGCACAACAUGAUGAUGCCUCAUCUUGCUGCGUCACCAGGGUCAAUCGGAACGCCUCUUAUUCCGAUGCCCAUCACUCAACAGCAGUUCAUGCCAAUGGAGCCCAAUUCCAAUUUUAAUAACAACAGCACCAAACCCGAUCUAGAGUACUAA